AUGAAGAUCACGGCGCUCGUCGUGCUGAAGCCGUCGGCGGGAGGCGCCGGGGGCUCCUCCUCCAGCGGCGGGCAGGGCUCGGAGGCGCUCGUGCUGGCCAACGCCACGGACGUCAGCCACUUCGGCUUCUUCCAGCGCGGCGCCGCCCGCGAGUUCAUCGUCUUCGUCGCCCGCACCGUCGCCCAGCGCACCCAGCCCGGCCAGCGCCAGUCCGUCCAGCACGAAGAAUACAAGGUUCACUCACACAACAGAAAUGGCCUCUGCGUGGUGGCAUUCAUGGAUGAUCACUAUCCUGUACGAAGUGCAUUUUCUCUUCUGAAUAAGGUACUUGACGAAUACCAGAAGGCUUUUGGGGAUGCUUGGAAAGCUGCCACAGCAGAUUCCACUCAAGAGUGGCCUUUCCUGAUGGAAGCUUUGACAAAAUUUCAGGAUCCUGCAGAGGCUGACAAGUUAACAAAAAUCCAGAGGGACUUGGAUGAAACAAAAAUUAUCCUACAUAAAACUAUAGAGAAUGUCCUUCAAAGAGGAGAGAGGUUGGAUAGCUUGGUUGAAAAAAGCUCAGACCUGAGUGCUGCUUCACAGGUAAGCAUAUAUCUAUCUGUUUUCUAUUUACCUCAUGAGUGCUUUUGUGUUUAA
Messenger RNA from Triticum turgidum subsp. durum (durum wheat), 636 nucleotides. Lineage: Eukaryota; Viridiplantae; Streptophyta; Magnoliopsida; Poales; Poaceae. The record is from the annotation of a GenBank genome assembly.